CAGAGCUCCUCCAAUCCCUGGUGGCUUUCAAAGCCCUAAAGGGAGGUUCCACUAAUCUCCUAUUGAUUUUUGCCCUUUGCUGUGACGAAACUAGGCUGCUAGCCAUGAAAUGUCGCCAAGAACCCUUGAUGUAGGAGCAGAGAGUUGGAACCCUAGAGCCAAGUGCUUAUGCAACCCCAGAAGAAGGCAAGUGGGUGUUAUAAUUAGCAUAACUCUCAGUGCUGAGAGUCAUUGUGAGCUGGGACAGAGGGAGGUGAGGCAGCAUGGCUGGGUUUAAUGUCCACAGCAUUCUGGUGACUGGAGCCAAUCGAGGAAUUGGCUUUGAGCUCGUCAAGCAGUUCCUGGAGAGAUCAAACCCACCUGAGAAGAUCUUUGCUACCUGCCGGAACCCAGAUGGAGCACAGGAAUUAAAGAAUUUGGCCUCCAGGCAUCCAAACCUGGUGAUAGUCCAACUAGAAGUCACUGACCCAGUCAGCAUCAAGGCGGCAGCAGCCAGAGUUGAGGGGCUUUUGAAGGGCUCUGGACUGCACCUGCUGAUAAACAACGCUGGGAUUGUGAAGAAGACUACCCUAGAGGCAGAGACGCCAGAGUACAUGUCCCAGGUAUACGCCACUAACACGACUGGGCCCCUGGUCAUAAGCCAGGCGUUCCUGCCCUUGCUGAAGAAGGCUGUCCAGGAAAGUGCCCAGAAAGGGCUAAGCUGCAGCAAGGCAGCCAUUAUCAACAUGUCCAGUGAAGCUGGCUCCAUCAAGAAUGUCCUAGCUUGGGAAUUUGGGCAAGUUGUCUCCUAUCGCUGCAGCAAGGCUGCUCUGAAUAUGCUCACCAAGUGCCAGUCCUUGGCCUACAGGGAACUGGGGAUCCUGUGCAUUGCUCUCCACCCUGGCUGGCUGCAGACCACUAUGGGGAAUACAGGCGGUUACCAGGCCCCAAUGACAGUGGAUGAAGGUGUGCGAGGAAUCAUAAACACUCUCUCCAAGCUCUCUGAGAAGGAAACUGGAGCCUUCAUCAACUGGGAAGGGAACCUUCUUCCCUGGUGAGAUGCUUGCCCAGCCACAGGCCAGGAGCCCUAUGCCAAGGCAUUCAAGUGACUAAGCAGUCAGGCCUACUUGUGUCUUUAAUAAACCCCCUAUUCUUAAUGUGCAGAACCA
This is a messenger RNA of Alligator mississippiensis (American alligator), 1148 nucleotides long. RefSeq names its product C-signal. Bases 264 to 1037 code for a protein of 257 amino acids. The transcript has 6 exons. The record is from RefSeq and is a predicted model, not a curated record. Lineage: Eukaryota; Metazoa; Chordata; Crocodylia; Alligatoridae.